Molecule: messenger RNA, 1678 nt
Organism: Lindgomyces ingoldianus
Lineage: Eukaryota; Fungi; Ascomycota; Dothideomycetes; Pleosporales; Lindgomycetaceae
Product: dehydrodolichyl diphosphate synthase
Exons: 3
Coding region: 223-1314 (363 amino acids)
Cellular component (GO): dehydrodolichyl diphosphate synthase complex; membrane; lipid droplet
Molecular function (GO): ditrans,polycis-polyprenyl diphosphate synthase [(2E,6E)-farnesyl diphosphate specific] activity
Source: RefSeq, a predicted model, not a curated record
CUUGGAAAGCGCGUCACUGCGCUCAGCCUCAACAUCACCAGGGCUUCCGUAUCUGGAGUCACCAUUGACUUGUAUUUCUCUGCACCAUGCCGCCCAAUUCAUCAUUAAUUCCUCUGUAAACCUUCUUUGCGCGUUCUGCAGCAAUUGUGUUUUGCAGCCGUCACUCGCUUCAGCACCUCAGCCAGCCGAUCUAAGUCACCGCCCCAACAAAUUUUAAACGUCAUGACCGAGUCUAUUCACAACUCUCGGAUUCGAAAAUGGCUCGCUGCCUCGCCUCCGGUUACUUGGGGUGUUCGCAAGCUACGGGAACUGCUCAUUGGUGCACUUAGACAAGGCCCAAUCCCCCUGCAUGUUGCCUUCGUUAUGGAUGGUAACAGACGCUUCGCACGAGAUCAUAAGAUUGAAACCGUCGAAGGACACAACCUAGGGUUCGAGGCUCUGGCUCGGAUCCUUGAAGUCUGUUACAAAACUGGAGUCAAGGUCGUAACCAUCUACGCUUUCAGCAUCGAAAACUUCAAGCGGUCUAAAUAUGAGGUGGAUGCUCUGAUGGACAUGGCCAAGCUUAAGUUAGGUCAGUUAUCAGAACAUGGAGCUCUCCUAGACCGCUACGGUGCUUCGAUCCGAAUACUUGGUCAGCGGGAAUUGGUCAAGCCUGAUGUGCUCGACGCUAUUGACAAAGCCGUGGCAUUGACAGCAGGCAAUAAAAGAGCCAUUCUGAACGUGUGUUUCCCAUAUACCUCGCGGGACGAGAUCACGUCUGCUGUCAAGAAAACAAUCGAUGUGUAUAGCAAACCCACCGGGAGCCACCCUUCACUGUCGAAGCGCCCGUUCUCCGAAACACACAUAACUCAGAAUAUCCGGCAACAAAUGCUCAAAACUGUACCUGAAGAGCCUUCCGACCAGUCGUCGUCGUCACGGUCGGCAUCCCCGGCGUCCUCGAAGGAACAGGGUUCAGCUGACGCUGGGCAUUCUUCGGCCACUUCAACGCUCAUGAAUCGAUCAGAAAAAGGCGACGCUCACUUGGCACCACCCAGCUUCCCGGACCCAGAAACCAUGACAGCUGAGACCUUGACCAACAACAUGCUGACGGCGGGCGCCCCACCUCUCGACUUGCUGGUGCGUACAUCUGGCGUCCAGCGACUGAGCGAUUUCAUGCUAUGGCAAUGUCACGAGAAUACAUCGAUUGUAUUCCUGGAUUGCCUCUGGCCCGAGUUUGACUUAUGGCAGUUCUUACCUGUUCUGGUGGAAUGGCAAUGGCAGAGAAAGAAGAUCCAAGAACAUGACAGAGGCCGCGGCCGACAAAAGAUGGAAUAAACAAGCCCCUCUUUAUUCGCACGGGGAUUUAGCAAUCGAGUGGGCUGUUGACUUUCCCGUUCAUUGAUACCCAGAAGCGUGUAAGUUCGCAUCGGAGCACCUUCCAUAGAAGCAGACUUAGGAGAUUCCAGAAUUCAAUUUUACAUUGUUUUUACAGAGUCCAGAUCAAAACAUGGGUGCGCCCAUUAGUGUAAUUAGUGCCCUGAACUUGCAUACAAGCUGCAUUCUUCAACCCUCCCUCCGUACCGGCGAACUACUCUAGUUUUGCAAGUAGUGUUAUAUCUGUAAGACCUACACUUUUCUGCUGCAAUAUCUGCAAUAUCCCUUAUUAUUAGCCGCAAGAUCCAGCGAUAUAUCAAUUCAG